This is a messenger RNA of Culicoides brevitarsis, 3078 nucleotides long. RefSeq names its product octopamine receptor (gene 5-HT2A). The transcript is spliced from 9 exons. Gene Ontology annotation, cellular component: plasma membrane. Gene Ontology annotation, molecular function: dopamine neurotransmitter receptor activity, coupled via Gi/Go; G protein-coupled receptor activity. NCBI's taxonomy places the organism in Eukaryota, Metazoa, Arthropoda, Insecta, Diptera, Ceratopogonidae. The coding region runs from base 340 to 2907 and encodes 855 amino acids. The record is from RefSeq and is a predicted model, not a curated record. Gene Ontology annotation, biological process: adenylate cyclase-activating adrenergic receptor signaling pathway.
UUUCGCCAUUGGCUCGAGCAGCGCAAUCGCUUCACGCAAACCAGUUCCUGCGCACGCAAUUCCAAGAGCCAUGGCAGCUCCAUAACGGACAUGUGGGUUAUACGACUCCGAAAGAAGUGACACGACGGAUGGACAUUGUUCGGGAGUUCUGAAAAGAGAAAAAAAAGUUGCAGAUCCAAGGCGUCAGCAUCGUGGAAAAUAUUUAAUGAAAUAACAGCUGUGCGCCGCCAGCAAAAAAAUGUAUAAAAGCUGCCUGCUACAACGACGACUACAACAAAAGUAAAAAUAAAAUAUUUAAUGUUCAUUGUCCUCAAAUUGUGAAUUUAAAGUGCAUCAUUCAUGCGAUUAAUAAUACCAGAGCAAUAUGCUAUGGAAGUUCUCUCAAAUCUCACGUCCAUCCACGACGAAUUCAUGCAUAACGUCGGCGGAUACGGCGAGUACGACGACGACGAAUACUUCGGUGGACAUGAACCGGCAGCGACAUCGUCACGCCAAAGUGCCGCCGCCGCCGCCGCAACAUCAAACAACACUUUGGAGCAUUUUCUUAUCGAAUGUCGCCAAACCGCACCAAUUAUGGGCAUGGAUUAUGACGAGCCCACGUCAAAAAAUAUAUUCGAAAUUUUGUGUGAUAAUGCGUUCGUUAAUAAGUUUAUCAAUACAACGCGUAAUAAUUAUAAUAAAAUGUCGACAAAUAAUUACAAAUCAAAUAAUACCAGUGACACGUUCGACAGCAUUAUCAAGCGAAUUAGUCGGUACAAAUGUGAUUUAAUUAAUUCGCACUACAAUUACGAUAAUGACAAAAGUGUAGCGAAUUAUGAGUGUAGGAAUAUGUUGACGGCACCAAAUAAUUUAAAUAGCAGCAAUUACUACGACCAAGGUGGCGAUGAGGAUUGUACGAACAAUCGCAAUGUUUAUAGUACAAAAAUCAUUAUUGAUAAUGUGAUUAAUCCGAUAACAGAAUUUAUACUAAAUUUACCGAGGACAUUAUUCGAGCUUGCAGUGAAACGCACGCAUCCGAAUGCAACAGAUAAUCAACAAAAUAACUCAACGUACUGUGAUAAAAUCAUAAAUCAAAUAUUAAAUUGUAAUAAAUUAAGUGUAGGAGAUUGCAGUGAUGACGAUAGUUGUAACAGACAUCAUUCAUUCGCUGAAAAUAACACAUUUAAUUACUGGUACCAACAUCCCUUUAGUAGUGGCGGCAACAUCAACGCCAUUAGUGAUCACCAUAAUGAUACAAGUUUGACCACAGGCUCAAUUGAAUGCCUGUUUAAUUUAAAACUAUUUAGCAAAAUAUCGAUUGAGAAUGACGUAAACGUACUGACUAGUGGCAAUAUCGCCAAUUUAACAGAUAAUUAUUUCAUCAGCACCACAUCAACAUCAUUUACGGGUCUUUUUGAUGCAGCAUCAGGCACGACUGACAUUCUGGAUGCGCAGCAACAGUACGAGUGGAGCUUCCUUUUCGUCAUAUUUUUCAUUGUGGCCGGCGGACUGGGCAACAUUUUAGUUUGUCUUGCCAUCUGUCUCGACAAAAAGUUACAAAAUGUCACAAAUUACUUUUUACUGUCACUUGCAUUUGCCGACCUUUUGGUUAGUUUGUUUGUGAUGCCCCUGGGGGCAAUUCCGGGUUUCCUAGGCUACUGGCCAUUUGGCGUAAUAUGGUGUAAUAUUUACGUUACUUGCGACGUACUUGCCUGCUCUGCCAGCAUAUUGCACAUGUGUUUCAUCAGUUUGGGACGCUAUUUGGGCAUUCGCAAUCCACUUGGGAGUCGACAUCAUUCGACAAAGCGAUUGACGAGCAUUAAAAUUGCUCUUGUUUGGCUACUGGCGAUGAUCGUUUCGAGUUCAAUCACUGUGUUAGGCAUUGUCCACGAAGAGAACAUCAUGCCCGAACCACAUACGUGUGCAAUAAAUAAUCGUGCUUUUUUCGUACUCGGAUCAUUAGUUGCAUUUUACAUUCCAAUGGUGAUUAUGGUAACGACGUAUGCGUUGACAGUGCAGCUGCUGAAGAAAAAGGCACGAUUUGCAGUUGAGCAUGCGGAAAGUGACAUUUUCCGACGUCUUGGCGGUCGGUAUCACCAGAAACAGAACUCCACCACAACUUUCAACAGUAGUGUCAAUUCCAGUAUUCGCACAAAUAACAGUUCGGGUCGUAGAAUGACAAAAUCCUCAUCCCAAUAUUCCAUGCCGUGGCGAACGCAGGGACCGGCAAGUCGAUUAGAUAGAUCUCCCGCUAGCAUGACGACGAGUAAUUCUGAUCCGCAUUUGCGGUACUACAAUGGCUCGCAUCGAUCGGCAAUGAAACGUUCGCGAACAUGUGACCAACAAACACAAACACCGGAGAGCAUCGAGAAGGAAACGCGUCCACAACGCUUCAAGUCGUUCAAGAUAAAUUUUAACAACACCACACCGUUCAACAUUAACUUGAAUUUUUUGAGCAACAGGCGAAAGCAGGGAUUAAGCGCAAAUUCUGUGGCAACCGAGCAAAAAGCUACAAAAGUUCUCGGUGUCGUUUUUUUCACAUUCGUAUUUUGCUGGACACCCUUUUUCAUUCUAAAUAUUCUCUUUGCCAUUUGUCCGGAUUGCCAUGUACCCAACUACAUCAUCAACAUCUGCCUGUGGCUCGGGUACGUUUCGUCGACAAUUAAUCCCAUCAUUUACACAAUUUUCAACAAAACAUUUCGAUCAGCAUUUAUCCGGUUGUUGAUGUGUAAAUGUGAAAAAAUUGGACGCAACGCUCGAUACCGUUCCGUGACAGAGGGAAGAGGCGCUGCCAGUUUAUUCGCUCCGUCAGCACUUCCGUUGGCCAUUUCGCUGCAAGGAGCGCCCCUGCUAACGCCAUCGACGGUUAAUGCGACACCGCUAAACGAAUUUAGAAGUAGCUAUGAAAUUACUGACGAUGAUUGUUAAAUAAAUUACAUAUUAAAUAAAUUAAAUGAAGCAAGUUUUACUGUUGUUUAAACUUGCUUCAAAUUUAUAUUUAUAUAUAAAUAAAUAAUUGUUUAGGAAAUGUUUAGAAAUAAUUAUGAGAAGAAUAAUUGUAACGUUGUUGGAAGAAAAACGUAUAUAUUUUAAGAUAAA